Molecule: messenger RNA, 987 nt
Organism: Beauveria bassiana ARSEF 2860
Lineage: Eukaryota; Fungi; Ascomycota; Sordariomycetes; Hypocreales; Cordycipitaceae
Exons: 1
Coding region: 1-987 (328 amino acids)
Source: RefSeq, a predicted model, not a curated record
AUGAAGAUGCGCACCUCCGCCACUCUCCUCGUCGGUCUUUCAAGCUGCAUUGCCACCACGGUUGCGUUUCCUCGUAUCCGCAUCUACAACUCAGCUCGAGACGCCAUCCUCGCCCACGCUGUCAAUGUCAACCAAAAGGCACCUUCGUACUCGGUCGUGCCCCUGGAGCCCGGCCCCGCCACGCAGACGGGAGGAGACUCUGGAGAUGAUGGCAGCAACACCAGCGGUGGCAGCAGUCCAACCGCUACUGGCGGCGGUGGCAGCCCUCCCCAUUCGCAAAGCGCUGCAACUGUGACAGUGACCGAAACUGUUACGCAGACGCAAACGAAAGGCGCUGUCACGAAAUAUAUCACGGUGACGACGAAUCCGGAAACUGUCACGGCUGGCCCUGAGACGGUGAUUGUGCCAACCUUUGUUACAAAGGUUGUGAACAACACUCAAACAGUCACGGUAUCUGAAGUCGUUACGGGCAUCCAGAACGAUACCAAGACGGUUACUGUUCCCACUACCGUCGUUGAGCCUUCUACGGUUGUCGUUUCCGCUACUCCCACGACGUUGGUCACGGUCACCACCGUCAGCGCUGGCAACUCAUCCGCUGCUCACGAAACUACCACUACCUCGAAAACCAUUACCACCGCUGAGGAUAGCACGACUUUGACUACAUCCAAGUCUCUGACCUCUAGUGAAAAGCCUGCUGGGACAGAAACCGCACCCGCGCAAAGAUCCUCGGAGUCUGCCACCCAGAUUAGCACCCACGCCAGUCACUCUUCUCAGCCCACGGCCAUACAGACUACUCCUGGGACAGCGAUCUCUACGGUUUCCAGUGCGAGACCUAGCACGACUUCUUUGGCAGGAACUGCUUCGACCACCGAUGCGCCGUCGUCGGCCACGCCACCGGUUGAUGAUGGCCAAUGGACUCACACUUUUGACAAUGGCCAGUGGCAUCCUCCCUACCCCUCAACCAAUACCACUGGUCGACGUCUCUGA